UACUUCCUGGUGAAGUGUUGGGUAAACAUUAAGCGUCACGCCGGCUUUACUUCGUGACAAACUUGACCAACACGCCGGUGGAAAUGUCUUUCUGUUCCUUCUACGGCCGAGAGGUUUUUGCAGACCAUUUCAAACCAGGGAUUUACGCAUGCACCAAGUGUGGUCACCAGCUCUUCUCCAGUCGCUCCAAGUUUGAGCACUCGUCUCCCUGGCCAGCCUUCACGGAGACCAUCCACCAAGACAGUGUCUCCAAACGCGAGGAGAGAUCUGGCGCCUUCAAGGUGUCGUGCGGAAAGUGCGGGAAUGGCCUCGGCCACGAGUUUGUCAACGACGGGCCUGCGAAAGGAAUGUCCCGCUUCUGAAUAUUCAGCAGCUCACUGAAGUUCGUCCCAAAAGAUAAAGUGGAUGGACAGUAAAGUGAGCGUUCAACAGGAAGUGCUGCUGGCCCUUUAAACAUGUCUGUGUGUUGCUAUGUAAGUGGGGGUCAGCGAAUGACGCGCUCUGGGGGAAAAGCCCAACAUGGGAGCACCAGAGUUCCGAUGGACCGUGGUCUCCUCACUGCAUGGCAACCACAGAGGAAAGAAAAGAAUGCAAUCAUUGACACUCAGGAUAAUUUCAAUAAUCAUUUACAAUUUACAUUAAAUGUACAGUUUUUACAUGAGUUAUUUUAGUAAGAUAUUGCCUUCAACGGCAAAACAAAUCUUUUAGGAUUUUCAAUGCUGCUUGUAUUGCCAGUAAUUCAGGAUUAAAAAAAAACAUGUUUUGGACAUUUUUUGAUCAGAAUAAAAUAUAAGCACAUGUCAUAAUA
Messenger RNA from Nerophis ophidion (straightnose pipefish), 808 nucleotides. Its product is annotated as methionine-R-sulfoxide reductase B1-A-like. Gene Ontology annotation, molecular function: peptide-methionine (R)-S-oxide reductase activity. NCBI's taxonomy places the organism in Eukaryota, Metazoa, Chordata, Actinopteri, Syngnathiformes, Syngnathidae. The transcript is spliced from 4 exons. The record is from RefSeq and is a predicted model, not a curated record.